GGUGAUAGUGGUAUAUGCAGAGCUGGAUAGAGUCAUUGCAGAAAUCGAGCGAUGAUGAUUUGGCAGUAAUAUAUAAAAAGACCCGAGGCUUAUCAAAAUCAGCGACGAGGACGGGAAUGAUGCUGUUCAAUUACGGACGAUAACGACAUUUGGGGUCAAGUAGAGAUGAAUACCUCCCGCAAACGAAUAUGUAUAAUUGGCGCGGGUCCGUCGGGACUAGCAGCGCUGAAGGUUAUUCGCGAUACAGAAGAGUUCGAGUCAGGAAUAUGGCUUCCAACCAUUUUCGAAGCUCGAGACAAGAUUGGCGGAAUAUGGUGUCCCGCACUUCCCAUCGAUAACCCUCCUCUGACGCCUCUGUAUGACUCUAUGACCACAAAUAUCCCUCAUCCCGUCAUGGCUUAUCCCAGCUUCCCCUUUCCGCCAUCCACCCCCGUAUUUCCUCCCGCUGCAACUGUUGAGACUUACCUACACGAUUACGCCACUCACUUUCAGCUCAUUCAAAAUAUUCGGCUAAACGCAUGUGUUGAACAUGUCGAAUGGAACCAUGCAACGUGGUGUUGGAAUAUCACCGUGAAAGGCGAAACACUUGACUUUGAUUUAGUCGUCGUUUCGAACGGACACUUUCGUGUACCUCGAUAUCCGAACAUUCCUGGUUUGACGGAAUGGUUGAAGAACGGGAGGGCCUCUCAUUCAGCUUGGUACAGAAACCCAGGAAGCGUAAGGGACACCUCCACGGUUGCUGUAGUAGGCUCUGGCCCGAGCGGUCUUGACAUAACUGCAGAACUACAUGCUUCCGGAAUAAAGAUUGUGCAUUCCGUGAAUAAUUGCGUUCCGGAAACAACGGCAACUUUCAAGAAACGAGGAGCUAUCACGCAUUUUGGCGAUGGAGUAACGUUCGCUGAUGGUACUGUUGAGCGCAACAUAGAUCAUUGCAUCCUAGCCACCGGAUACCAGAUGUGUUAUCCCUUCUUCUCUCCUGCUACCCUGCAGAAUGAGUCCCCUCCCUUAUCACCGUCGAAGUUAUACAACUCCUCAUACCACGUUUUCCCUCUUGCCAAACACAUCUUUCCCCUUCGAGGAGACUUCCCACAUACCAGUCUCGCUUUUACUGGCCUCAUACUCCGAGGAACUCCAUUCUCGUUGUUCGAAGCACAGGCAUAUGCCAUUACGCGGGUGUUCCGGGAUCCAAGCAGCACCGACGAGAACAAGGAGAUGUCAGAACUUCUCGAACGCCAGUUAAUAAUACCUGCUCAGGAUUGGCAUAGGCCAACGGAAGCUGAAGCGUUUGACUACCGCGAUGAGCUAUACGAGUUUGGAGGAGUUGGUGUUAGGGUGGAGAAAUGGGAGAAAAGGAUGUGGGAGUAUAAAGUGGAGUUGAGGCGAGAGUGGGUGAAACUUGUGCGGUCGGGAGAAGCUUUUUCCUUGGUUCAGGAUGUUGGCCAAAAUGGAAAUCAUGAAUGGGUGGCGCUUCUUGAAAGCAUUCUUCAACGAGCAUCAGCUGGAGUGUAGAAGACAUGCGGACUUUUUAUCUCAACAUAGUUUCCCGUGUUAGUCCCAGAAAUGAUGAUCACU
This is a messenger RNA of Desarmillaria tabescens, 1572 nucleotides long. RefSeq names its product FAD/NAD(P)-binding domain-containing protein. NCBI's taxonomy places the organism in Eukaryota, Fungi, Basidiomycota, Agaricomycetes, Agaricales, Physalacriaceae. Gene Ontology annotation, molecular function: NADP binding; N,N-dimethylaniline monooxygenase activity; flavin adenine dinucleotide binding. The transcript has 5 exons. The record is from RefSeq and is a predicted model, not a curated record. Bases 166 to 1509 code for a protein of 447 amino acids.